Microthlaspi erraticum is the source of this 342-nucleotide messenger RNA. Lineage: Eukaryota; Viridiplantae; Streptophyta; Magnoliopsida; Brassicales; Brassicaceae. The record is from the annotation of a GenBank genome assembly.
AUGCAUGGAAAGAUGAAGAAGUCGUCUCGUCAAGAGAAUAAAAGGAAACCUUCUCCAGACGAACAACGACGCGACGAAAAAUACAACGACGACAAGAGCUACUGUCGCUUCCAUAGACGAUACGGUCAUACUACGGAAACUUGUAGGCACGUCAUGAGCUUGAUACAAGAGUACAGCAAUACUCCGCAAAGCCAAGACGAUGCUGAACGCCGCGACCAGAAUCGACAAGCUGCAAACCAGCGCCGACGCCGAGAUGAGGAUGAUGAUGCCGAGAAGAACGCACCUCAACCACUCCCUAACCCAGAUGACCUGCCUCCACCGCCGAAACGGCACGUCCGGUAG